AUGACAACAGAGUCGAAAACCAUCCUGCUUGCUGGCGACGGUACCACCCGUGCAGAGCAGCGCCUGGAUAUGAGUAAUCGCCAUGGUCUGAUCGCUGGGGCCACAGGUACGGGUAAAACCGUGACACUGCAGGUCCUCGCGGAAGGGUUUGCGCGCGCUGGCGUGCCAGUGUUCGCAGUAGAUGUAAAAGGUGAUCUGUCGGGCAUCUCGCAGCCCGGGCGCCCACACAAAGAAAUUGAUCGUCGCGUCAAUCUUCUUGGCUUGUCUGACUAUAAAGCCAGCCCGCACCCCACUUUGUUCUGGGAUAUUUUUGGUGAGCGUGGUCACCCUGUCCGCACCACCAUUUCAGAAAUGGGUCCGGAUAUUCUGGCAGCUUUGCUGGAUCUGAACGAAACGCAAACCGGCAUUUUGUACGCCUGUUUUGCGAUCGCGGACGAUGAAGGCCUGUUGCUGCUGGACCUGAAAGAUCUGCGCAGCCUGCUUGCGUUCAUGAGUGACAAUGCCAAAGCGCUACGUGGCGAAUACGGCAAUAUUUCUUCUGCCUCUGUAGGCGCGAUUCAACGACGUCUACUGGUGCUUGAGGCUCAGGGUGGAGAGCGUUUGUUUGGCGAGCCGGCCAUUGCUCUGAAAGAUCUGAUGCAGAAAGACUUCUCCGGCAUCGGUGUCAUCAGUCUGUUGGAUGCUGAACGGUUGGUACGCGAGUCGCCCAAGCUGUACGCAGCGUUCCUGUUGUGGCUGCUGUCUGAAUUGUUUGAAGAGCUGCCGGAAGCAGGAGAUCUGGAACAACCCAAAAUAGUGCUGUUUUUCGAUGAAGCGCAUCUGUUGUUCAAAGACAUGCCCAAAGGCCUGCUUGAAAAAGUUGAACAGGUCUUUCGACUGAUUCGCUCCAAAGCUGUGGGUAUUUAUCUCAUUACCCAAUCGCCGUUGGAUGUGCCUGAAAAUGUGCUCGGCCAGAUGGGCAUGAAAAUCCAGCACGCCUUGCGCGCGUUUACCCCUAAAGACCAGCGUGCAAUUCGCGCGGUUGCAGCAGGUUUUCGUAAUGACACAGGCGUCGACGUGGUGGGCACUAUUACAAAUCUGGGGCUGGGCGAAGCACUGGUUUCCAGUCUGAAUGAAGAUGGUGCACCUACCUCGGUGGUGGCUGGUACCGUACCGCCGCCCCAGGCUCAGAUCGGCCCGAUAGAAGAUGCCACGCGGGCAAAAGCCAUAGCAGACUCGCCCAUGUCGGGACGCUACGAAACGGAGAUAGAUCGGGACUCGGCGUUUGAACUGUUAGCAGAGCGAACCGAAGCCGCGGUCGAGCGCGCCGAGCGCGAGGCGGCACAGGAAGCUGCGGAAGAAGCAAAGCAGGCGCAGGAAAAAGCAGCGCAAAAAGAGGCGGAACAGAAAGCCAGGCAAGAGGCCCGUGAACAACGUGCGCGAUCUGGCGGCUCACGCCGGCAAAGUGCUGGGGAAGCGUUUAUUAAAAGCACGCUGCGCAGUGUCGGGCGCUCAUUGGGGUCACGCCUGGUGCGCGGUAUUCUCGGUUCGCUCCGUAAGUAG
This is a messenger RNA of Symbiodinium necroappetens, 1542 nucleotides long. The record is from the annotation of a GenBank genome assembly. NCBI's taxonomy places the organism in Eukaryota, Dinophyceae, Suessiales, Symbiodiniaceae.